Messenger RNA from Jaculus jaculus (lesser Egyptian jerboa), 3294 nucleotides. It is a transcript of the gene Atl3, whose product is annotated as atlastin GTPase 3. Bases 189 to 1814 code for a protein of 541 amino acids. The transcript has 13 exons. Gene Ontology annotation, molecular function: GTPase activity; GTP binding. Lineage: Eukaryota; Metazoa; Chordata; Mammalia; Rodentia; Dipodidae. Gene Ontology annotation, biological process: protein homooligomerization; endoplasmic reticulum organization. The record is from RefSeq and is a predicted model, not a curated record.
ACGCCCCGGUAGGCGCGUCGGGCCUCUCCCACUCCUACAGGGCGCUCUCGCGGCAGAGUUCGCGCGCUCCUCCUUCUCCCCGGUUUCUCCUCUAGCCCAGGCCCCGCCUGUUUCCCUCCUCCAGGGCCUGGUUCGCGUUCGCCCCUCUCAUCUGCGCCUCUGCUGCUUGUGCUGAAGGCGGAGGCUCCAUGUUGUCCCCUCAGCGAGCGGUAGCGGCUGCCUCGAGAGGAGCAGGUGAUGCCAUGGAGAGCAGAAAGCCUGGUCCAGUGCAGGUGGUUUUGGUUCACAAAGACCAGCACUCCUUUGAACUAGACGAGAAAGCCUUGGCCAGCAUCCUCCUGCAGGACCACAUCCGAGAUCUUGAUGUGGUGGUAGUAUCAGUGGCUGGUGCCUUUCGAAAGGGAAAAUCCUUCAUUCUGGACUUUAUGCUACGAUACUUAUAUUCUCAAAAGGAAGGUGGCCAUUCAAAUUGGUUGGGUGACCCGGAGGAGCCAUUAACAGGAUUUUCAUGGCGAGGUGGUUCUGACCCAGAAACCACUGGGAUUCAGAUCUGGAAUGAAGUUUUCACCAUGGAGAAGCCAGGUGGGAAGAAGGUUGCAGUUGUUCUAAUGGAUACCCAGGGAGCCUUUGAUAGCCAAUCAACUGUGAAAGACUGUGCGACCAUUUUUGCUUUAAGCACCAUGACUAGUUCAGUUCAGAUUUACAAUUUGUCCCAGAACAUUCAGGAAGACGAUCUUCAGCAACUACAGCUCUUCACAGAAUAUGGUCGUCUAGCAAUGGAUGAAAUUUUCCAAAAACCUUUCCAGACACUGAUGUUUUUGGUUCGAGACUGGAGUUUCCCUUAUGAAUACAACUAUGGACUACAAGGAGGAAUGGCGUUUUUAGAUAAGCGUUUACAGGUAAAGGAACAUCAACAUGAAGAAAUUCAGAAUGUUCGGAAUCAUAUUCACUCAUGUUUCUCCGAUGUGACCUGUUUUCUCUUACCACAUCCAGGACUCCAAGUAGCCACAAGCCCUGACUUUGAUGGGAAAUUGAAAGAUAUUGCUGGUGAAUUCAAGGAACAAUUGCAGGCAUUGAUACCUUAUGUGUUAAACCCUUCUAAAUUAAUGGAAAAGGAGAUCAACGGCUCAAAAGUCACUUGCCGGGGACUAUUGGAGUAUUUUAAGGCAUAUAUUAAAAUUUACCAAGGAGAAGAUCUGCCUCACCCUAAAUCCAUGCUUCAGGCUACCGCUGAAGCUAACAACUUAGCUGCUGCAGCCUCUGCCAAGGACAUCUAUUACAACAACAUGGAAGAGAUUUGUGGGGGAGAGAAACCUUAUUUGUCUCCAGACAUUUUAGAGGAGAAGCACUGUGAAUUCAGACAGCUUGCUCUGGACCAAUUUCAGAAGACAAAGAAGAUGGGUGGGAAAGAUUUCAGCUUUCGUUAUCAGCAGCAGCUGGAGGAGGAAAUCAAGGAGCUCUAUGAGAACUUCGGCAAGCACAAUGGUAGCAAGAACGUCUUCAGCACCUUCCGAACCCCUGCAGUUCUCUUCACCGGCAUUGCAGCCUUGUACAUAGCCUCUGGCCUCACUGGCUUCAUUGGUCUUGAGGUUGUGGCCCAGCUGUUCAACUGUAUGGUUGGACUGCUGUUAAUAGCGCUCCUCACCUGGGGGUACAUCAGGUAUUCUGGUCAGUAUCGUGAGCUGGGCGGAGCUAUUGACUUUGGUGCAGCCUAUGUGUUAGAACAGGCUUCGUCUCAUAUUGGUAAUUCUACUCAGGCUGCUGUGAGGGAUGCAGUUAUUGGGAGACCACCGGUGGAUAAAAAAACUCAAUAGCAUCAUAGCAAGAGGAGCAAACACGAGCCCAAGCAGCCCUUAGAGUUCUGAGUUUCUGCCACUGCCACCACGAGUCCAGCUCCAAAGGAAUGGCAGAUCUGGGACCAUCUGGGAGGAGCUGAAACACAGCACUGUAAUAAAUGACUGACCUCUCCUGUGGUGUGGUUUCACAUUCCAUUUCUUUUGGAAGCAGUUCUUUCCUGGCUGUUACAGACUCAAUUUGUGUUUUCCUAUUAUUUUCUGCUUUGUGCACUUUAUUGGGGAGGGUGGGGGAGCUGAAAGGAAAACAUGGAAAUGCAGUUUUCAGUCUUUUAUGUGCCACUUAGUGCCUUUUCAUAUCAAACCCAUGCUUGAACACACAUGAAGGGGGAGGGGAUGGAGGAGAACCUCAUGCAAUGCGCUGUUUUGGGGGUGAAACUUAUCAGUUCUUUUGUACCACUUGAGGAUUUCAUUUUUAAAAGUUUACAAAACUCGCGACUAGAAAGAGGGUUCAGCGGUUAAAGGCACUUGCUUGCAAAGCCUGAUGGCCCGGAUUUGAUUCCCCAAUAUCCAUGUAAAGCCAUAUGUACAAAGUGGUGCAUGCAUUUGGAGUUCCUUUCCAGUAGUAAGAGACCCUGGUGUGCCCAUUCUCAUUCUCUUUCUUUCUCCCUCCUUCCCUCUCUCUCUGCUUGCAAAUAAAUAAUAAAUAAUAAAUGAAAUAUUUUUUAAAGUUUAUAAAACUUGGAAGAGUUCAGAACUGAAGACUAACUGCAAAUGACAUUAUGAUUUAAAGUCUUUCCCCUCACCCUGCCCUGCCCUGCCCCCACCCGGUGAUUGAACCCAGGGCCUCCAGCAUACUAAGGAAGUACUCUACCCUAUUUACUUUUUAUUUUGAGGAAAGGUCUCAGGCCUUAAAACUCUCUCUGUAGUCCAGGGUGGCCUUGAAUUUCUAUCUACUAGCCUUUUUAGUAGCUGGGGUGACAGACUUAUAACAACAGGCCUGGCUUAAAAUUGUCUUUACAAUGCUAAAAUUCUGCUUGAUUUGCAACAUUCAAAGAAUUAUAUCAUUUGAUGUACUAUACUGUGGAAUGUAAGGCCUUUUACUUGGCUGGCUGGCAAAUUUGUUGAACUGGUUUUAUAAUAAAAGGAAUAAGCUGGCUACUUUAAGGAAAAAAAAAUCUGUUUAAGUGAACCAUUGACCUCUGAUAAAUCACUUGAUCUUGUGCCUUGCUCAUAUUCAGUAUAACUUUAUGUAAGUAUGUUAAACUUGUCUCUCACUCAUGUCUUAUUUCUGGGUGUUCUGCAUUAAAUAUACAAUUUCAUUAAGGUUAGAGAAACAACAUUACCAAAUAUUACUACCCUUAAUUAAUGUCCUAUUUUGUGUGGGUUUAUAAUGCCGAACAGCCUGAUGUAGGGUUUUUACCCUUUGGCUUAUAAUGGUCAACUAUGGAUUUGAAAGUUGUUUUGUUUUUUUUUUGUUGUUGUUGUUAUUGUUGUUGUU